Molecule: messenger RNA, 3119 nt
Organism: Gopherus evgoodei (Goodes thornscrub tortoise)
Lineage: Eukaryota; Metazoa; Chordata; Testudines; Testudinidae
Product: cytochrome P450 2G1-like
Exons: 9
Coding region: 646-2130 (494 amino acids)
Biological process (GO): xenobiotic metabolic process
Cellular component (GO): cytoplasm; intracellular membrane-bounded organelle
Molecular function (GO): oxidoreductase activity, acting on paired donors, with incorporation or reduction of molecular oxygen, reduced flavin or flavoprotein as one donor, and incorporation of one atom of oxygen; iron ion binding; heme binding
Source: RefSeq, a predicted model, not a curated record
UGGCCGCGUACUCCUAGAAACUUCAGCGCUUGCUUGGGGACUGCAGGCAGCAGCCGAGCAGCGGGGUUGGAGGAUCUGCGGGGUACCUACAGGUCGGUGCCCGUGUCCUUUUCUGGAGCAGGGCCUAGCUUUCUCUCUUUGAGCACCGGCUGGACACGCAGAGACUUAGCUGCACCUGUUACUGCAGAGGCAGAGAGAGGGAGCUGGGCGUUCGGCUCAGUGUCCCACCCACAGAAAUAUCUGGGUGGGUUCUUUGGCGGUUGCUGCCCAUCCCCAGCUAUCUUGCAUGGGUGUGUUUUGGAAGAUAAUCGCUCCGCUGCCUAGAUCAUAAGACUCGGCUACAUAGCCUGGGCUUAAACAAGCAAACAGAACAGCCCCAAGGACCUGGAUCCGAGAAGAGCUUUGACACGGAUGUUUUCCAAUCCCCUCGUGAUUCCAAAGGUGUUAAAAAGGUCAGUGCCCCAGUGACUGGCUGGCAAAAUUGCCCCCAGACUGUCAAUUUCUGAGUUGCACCCAGCUCUGGGGAAUACGGACACAGCCAAGCAUCAGGUGAACUAGGUCAUCCUUGCCAGGUGCCACGAGAUUCAGCUCCUGGAACCUACGUCUGACGCUCCGGCUGCUCCUGGCCCACGGGUGGCUGGCGCGAUGGAGCUGGGGGGAGCAGCCACUCUUGUCCUGGCGGCUGGCGUUCUGUGCCUGGCUCUCCUCUGGGAGUGGAAACGGCAGCAGGAAAGCAGCAAAUUUCCCCCCGGACCGACUCCUCUGCCACUUCUGGGCAACGUGCUGCAGCUGAGCAGGAGGGACCUGUUCACCUCGCUGAUGGCGCUGCGGGAGAAGUACGGCCCGGUGUUCUCGGUGCUCCUGGGCCCGCGGCGGGUGGUGGUGCUGUGCGGGCACGAGGCCGUGAAGGAAGCCCUGGUGGAUCACGCGGAGAAGUUCAGUGGCAGAGGAGGCAUGCCCACAUUGGACAGGAUCUUCCAAGGUUAUGGGGUCAUCUUAGCGAACGGCGAGCGGUGGAAGCAGCUCCGCCAGUUCUCUGUCGCCACCCUGCGGAGUCUGGGGAUGGGGAAAAGGAGCCUCCAAGAGAGGAUCGCGGAGGAAGCUCUGUGUCUGGUGGAGGAGAUCAGGAAAACCAACGGUUCUCCCUUCGACCCCAGCCGCCCCGUCAGCCACGCCGUCGGCAAUGUGAUCUCCUCCAUUGUCUUCGGGGACCGCUUCGACCACCAGGACCAGACCUUCCUGACCUUACUCGACGUCAUCCAGAACCUCUUCCUGGAGCUGACCAGCCCCUGGACACAGUUCUACGAGAUGUUUCCAGGCAUCAUGCGCUUCUUACCCGGCCCCCACAACCGGAUUCUUCAGCACGUCAAGGUGCUGCACAACUUCGUCACCGAGCGGGUGCAGAGGAACCAGAAGACCUUGGAUCCUGGCUCUCCUCGGGAUUACAUUGACACCUUCCUCAUCAAGAUGGAAGAGGAAAAACAAAAUCCGCAGAGUGAAUUCCACACAAAGAACCUGACGCUGAGCGUAGUCCACUUGUUUUUCGGUGGGACAGAGAUGGUGAGCGCCACCUUGCGAUAUGGGUUCCUGCUCCUGAUGAAGUACCCAGAGGUACAAGAAAAGGUGCAUCAGGAAAUCGAUGGUGUUGUCGGCCGGAACCGCAGCCCCGCCGCUGAGGACCGAAGCCGGAUGCCCUACACCCACGCCGUGAUACACGAGAUCCAGCGAUUCAGCAACAUCCUCCCGCUGGGGAUUCCACAUGCAGUGCUCCGAGACACCCAGUUCCGGGGCUACAUACUCCCCAAGGGGACAGAUGUUUUCUGCGUGCUGGGCUCCGCCCUCCGGGACCCCAGACACUUCAGGGACCCAGAACGCUUCAACCCUGGGAAUUUCUUGGAUGAGAAUGGCGGCUUUAAGAAGAACCAUGCUUUUGUGGCUUUUUCCUCAGGGAAGCGGGUGUGUCUGGGCGAGGGUCUGGCCCGCAUGGAGCUCUUCCUGGUCUUUACCUCCGUCCUGCAGCACUUCACCUUGCAGUCGCCCAUCGACCCCCAGGACAUUGACCUCACCCCAAAAGCGAGUGGAUUUUGGAACAUACCUCCCAAGUACAGGGUCUGUGCCCUCCCACGCUGAGUCGUCAUCAGCGGACAUGCCAGGAGAGCAGUUAUUGAUCGUGAAACAAACAGGGUAAGCGUGUGAUGGCCCCAAGGCUGGACCUGUGUAAAUGAGGAAGCUUUUCCAUGGUACAAUCUCAUUUGCAGGUCUUGACGCUGAACAUUCCUGGCCAAUUUACCUCAGGCGUUCACUCAUGUUUUUUCUUUUUAAUGCCAAGAUAUCCCUGAAGCCGUGUACAGUUCUGGUAUGGAGAGAGGGUGGGUCCCAAUCCUGCAAACACUCCCACAUGCACGAUGGCUGAACUCGAUUGAAACUGACAUGGAAGCUCUCGCUGUGACAGCUCGAGCUGGCCAAAACACACAGACAUGUCCUUCGAGAAAAAAAUUAAAUAUAUAUUUUUAUUUCGGAAAGCUGUGAGUGGGGGAGGGGGAAUGAAAAGGGGAGAGAAUGGGGCUCACCAAGAUGAUGUGAAACAUUUUGACAUGUUUUACUGUCAAAUUAAAACUUUGGACUAAAUUUGUAUCUUGGUCAAAGACAUUUUUCAUCAGAAAAAAACCUUGCCGUGGGAACAGCAGAUUGAUGCUGAAAGAGGUGACCCCCAGAGGGGAAGGGAAACCCUGCUUCUUCAGGUCAGAAAGAACAGGGUAACCCCCCUGCUUCACUGAUUAGGGCUUGCAACAUGCUUUGAGAUCCGCACAUGCCAGGGACUAGAGACAAACAAAAUAUGAGCAUCCGCUCGGAUUGGAAAGCAUGAGCUGAGCUGGGGGGAGCGUGGUCUAAUGGUUAGAAGGGCAGACGGGGAAGCAGGACAGACGGAUUCUGUUCCUGGUCAGGUACUGUGUGUGAGACCUCAGACGGGUUCUCACUCGGUGAACCCCACCGGUUACUUCCCAUUUCUUUGUACACACAUGGAUAGCUGGGGGCUUCAGGGGCUGAAUCUCUGUCUAUUGUAUUUCCUGCUCCAAACACGGGGCAUGCAGAUCAAUAAACUCUAUUUUGGUACCAGG